GACUGCGGCUAUCGCGGUUUGGCCAACAUGGGUGUCGUUGUGGGAUUUAUUGUUGAGGGAUUUUAAAAGGCGUCGGGAAAAUGGCGGACAGGUUGGAGUGGGUGGAGAUCAUUGAGCCUCGCACAAGAGAGCGUAUGUACGCCAAUCUGCUGACGGGCGAAUGCGUGUGGGACCCUCCACAGGGAGUUCCCUACAAGCCGACUGAUGACAACCAAUGGUGGGAGCUGUUCGACCCCAAAACAUCACGCUUCUAUUACUACAACGCCUCCACCCAGAGGACAGUGUGGCACCGACCUACGGGAUGUGACAUCAUCCCCUUGGCCAAGCUUCAGACUUUGAAGCAGCACACAGACACCACCAACCCCCACCCUGCAGGGGGAGGGAGAGUCUCUGCUGAUAACAGCCCAGGACGUAACAGUGGGGUCAGCAGGGAGGGCAGCACCUCCUCCUCUCUCGAUCAGGAGUUCUCUGAUAAACAGGGCAACAAGGACGAUGGAGACAGGACUUCUCCUUUUCGAUGGAACACUGGUACAAAAGAGAGGAUGCUAAUCAAGGUGACGGACAGAGAGCCCAGCUUCCUGGCUCAUCAAGGAAACAACCUUUCUCCCUGUGAACCCACAACGCCUAGUGCCCUCUCUGGAGGGGGCACCGCCUCACGGAACCAACAUUUGUCCGGAGGAAACCCGCUUUCAGAACCUGACGGCUCUCCUAUUUUGUACUCUGACCGCCGCCAGUCUCCUUUUUUGAAGCGAGCUGAACUGGGAGGUACUGGUGGCCAUCGCCACCUCUCAACAGACUCCCAGCCUCCGUCACCCCGCUACGCCUUCGAGCCCCCACUGUAUGAGGAGCCACCUUCCGAGUAUCAACCCCCUCCCAUAUAUGAAGAGCCUCCCGCCGACAUGCAACUCUCGGACUCGUGUUCCCUUUAUGGCUCUACCAAAUCACCUGCUCGUAAAUCUCCGGCUCCCCUCUACCUCUCUCCAAAGCAGAGUCAGUCACCCUACGGCCAGCUGGUUCUGACCCGGCAGAAGUGCCCAGAAAAAACUCAGAGCCUAGAGUACAGUCCAGUGGGAAAGGAGUACGUCAAGCAGCUAGUGUACGUGGAGCAGUCAUCCUCCAGCCCUCGCUUCAAGACUGCAGACCGUCUGCUACGGUACGGUACCACUGGGGGCUACGGUGGUUCAUACGGGGGAUCUUUUACUCUGCAGCAUAGUCAGUCUCUGAUUAGAGACCCACGCCAGUUGCUGGACUAUCGUGGAGAGGAUAAAGAGGGAGAUCAAAGGUUCCUCUAUGAAGACUCAAUAUCCUGGACAUCUAGCCAGACUCACUCCCUCUCCUCAGCCAGGCCCGGGACUUUCUCUCCCAGCAGCAAUCGCAAGCGUAAGAGCCGCAAGCCGUCCCUCCCUCAGGAGCUGAGUCGCUGCGGGGAGGGGGAGCUUUCGGGCACAGCGUCGGAAGCCAUGCUGGCUCAGGCCAGGCUGGCGUGGGAGGCGCAGCAGGUGAUGAAGCAACGAAGCAGUUGGGACUCCGGGCAUGGAGGCAGAGUGUCCCAGGGCGGCGGCUCCAAGGACGGCUAUGAGAGCGACGGGGCGAUGCCGCUGCCAUUUCCAGGGCCGGUAGUGAGGGCGUUCAGUGAGGACGAGGCACUGGCGCAGAGCGAAGGUCACCACUGGAAACACAGUACCUUUGACCGGCUAGGCUUCCCUCAGGCCCUGUUGGAGAAGAGCCUGUCUGUUCAGACUAACCUGGCCUCCCCUGAACCCUACCUCCACCCAUCUCAGUCGGAGGAUCUGGGAGCCUGUGCCCAGUUUGAAGCCAGUCGAAAUGCCAGGAACAUGAUGCCGAGUGCCAGCUGUGGCAUUUUCCCCGAGUUCAGCUUAAGAAAACCCUCCUCAGAGACGGACAUUGAGAACUGGGCGUCUAAGCACUUCAACACACACACACAGGGGCUGUUCAGGCGGAAGGUUUCCAUUGCCAACAUGUUGGCCUGGAGCAGCGAGCCCAUCAAGAAGCCAAUGAUCGUCACCACUGACCGCACGGUGAAAAAGGAGGCUGUGGACCUUUUUAAGCUCAUCCAGACGUACAUGGGAGACCGUCGCUCCAAGGUGGACCCCUUCUCUGUGGCUCUGGAGGUGGUGGUGCGAGGAUGGAGCAACCAGGGUCUACGUGAUGAGCUCUACAUCCAGCUGUGCCGUCAAACCACAGAGAACUUUCGCUAUGAUAGUCUGGAGCGUGGCUGGGAGCUGAUGGCCAUCUGUUUGGCCUUUUUUCCUCCAACUCCCCGUUUCCACGCCUACCUGGAGGGCUACAUCUGCAGACACAUGGACCCUCUGAAUGACACGAAAGGAGUUGCCAUUAGCAGUUAUGCUAAGUACUGCUUCAGGAAACUGAUGAAAGCUGCGCUGACUGGAGCCAAAAAGGGCCUGCAGAAACCCUGUCUGGAGGAAAUCAAACACGCCAGGAGCGCCAUCUUCAAUCCAUCUAUGUUUGGUUCCUCCUUAGAGGAGGUGAUGUCUCUUCAGAAGGAGCGAUACCCAGACCGCCAGCUGCCCUGGGUCCAGACUCGACUCUCGGAGGAGGUUCUGGGUCUCAAUGGCGACCAAACAGAAGGCAUCUUCAGGGUACCAGGAGACAUAGAUGAAGUCAAUGCCCUAAAGCUGCAAGUGGAUCAAUGGAAAAUCCCCACAGGACUGGAAGACCCUCACAUUCCAGCCUCUCUCUUAAAACUCUGGUACAGGGAGCUAGAAGAGCCGCUGAUCCCUCACGAGUUCUACGAGGAGUGUAUCAAUAGCUAUGACAACCCAGAGGCAGCUGUCAACGUGGUUCUGGGUCUGCCACACAUCAACAAGCUGGUACUCUGCUACCUCAUCCGCUUUUUACAGGUGUUUGCUCAGCCAGCCAACGUGUCCAUCACCAAGAUGGACGUGAACAACUUGGCCAUGGUCAUGGCUCCCAACUGUCUGCGCUGCCAGUCCGACGAUCCCCGGGUCAUCUUCGAGAACACCCGCAAGGAGAUGUCUUUCAUACGGGUGCUCGUCCAGCGGCUCGACACGAGCUUUAUGGAUGGAAUCCUAUAGCCCCCCUCACCUGCA
Molecule: messenger RNA, 3092 nt
Organism: Austrofundulus limnaeus
Lineage: Eukaryota; Metazoa; Chordata; Actinopteri; Cyprinodontiformes; Rivulidae
Gene: arhgap39
Product: Rho GTPase activating protein 39
Exons: 11
Coding region: 81-3077 (998 amino acids)
Biological process (GO): signal transduction
Cellular component (GO): cytoplasm; cytoskeleton
Molecular function (GO): protein binding; GTPase activator activity
Source: RefSeq, a predicted model, not a curated record